Messenger RNA from Uranotaenia lowii, 1703 nucleotides. RefSeq names its product protein-cysteine N-palmitoyltransferase Rasp (gene rasp). Gene Ontology annotation, cellular component: endoplasmic reticulum. The transcript is spliced from 5 exons. Gene Ontology annotation, molecular function: palmitoyltransferase activity. The record is from RefSeq and is a predicted model, not a curated record. Gene Ontology annotation, biological process: protein palmitoylation. The coding region runs from base 205 to 1677 and encodes 490 amino acids. NCBI's taxonomy places the organism in Eukaryota, Metazoa, Arthropoda, Insecta, Diptera, Culicidae.
UUGUAAACAAAACGCAUACAACUGCAUCAAAACACAUUCUGAGAUCUGAUGAAAAUAACGUGAUUGGAAGGAGACGAGCCGACCCGUGCUUGGAGUUAUUUAAUUCUCAUCGGAAUGUAAACGCAAAUAUAACGUAAAGUGUCUUACCUGAUAAGUGAAAAAGUCUUCCUGGGUGCAGUUAGCGAAUCAAUUUAUACGUUCGCAAUGGGUCGGUUAAAAAUUACCCUCGACACGGCUUUGUGUGUUAUUUUCUAUAUUUCAUGCUUACUGUAUUCGUUCUACAAAAACUACGAAGUUAGUAACGAUAAAUUACAUCACUACUAUUAUUUGGAGGAAGGUUGGUCAAUCUUCAACGGACGCCGCCGAGACGAUUACGAUUUCGAAUGGGAGAUCAACAAACAAUACGCAAUUAGCAACGCGCUAGUCUUCGGCCUACAUGCGGUUGCAUUGGAGUUUGUACGAAUUAUGCGGCUUAAGCAACGAUCACUGAUUAUGGCACUGCUUGGAUGCGCUUCGAUUUAUUUUAUAUACAAUUCUAAAUUGUUGGCCAUUUUAUUUCUACAAAAUGUGUCAUUCUUCGGGAUUACCUUUCUGUUCCCAAGGGCAAGUAUCCUUUGGGUCAAAGCCUUCCUGUGGAUUGGUUUGAUCAAUAGCGUGAAACUGCUGUACUUUUACGAUCAACUGAAUGUCUUGUUGGACAUCGAAAAUGAUCAGCUGUUUGAGUUUAGUAUCAUCAUAUCGUGGAACGUGAUCAAAUGCACGUGCUUCUGCUUGGAUAGAUGCAAGGAUAAAACGAGGGAAAGCCAGUAUCGGUUCGUGGAUCUGAUAAGCUACUCUUUCUACUUUCCUUUGUUGCUUUACGGACCGGUAAUUAUCUAUGACCGAUUCAAGGAAUGUUUGAAACCACGACCAUUCGGUAGCGUUAAGACAUUGGAAAGGCUAAAGCAACUGAUAUGGAGACUCUUUCUGUGCCUAAUCUGGAGCAUAGUGAUGGAAAUCGGUCAACACUUUUUCUACAUUAAUAUAAUUCCUCUGGAACUGAAGCUUCUCAAGGAUGUCAACUUGUGGGUACUCUACGGGCUCGGAUAUUUGAUGGGUCAGUUUUUCUUCAUCAAAUAUGUGGUCUUUUAUGGAAUUGGAAUAGCUUUUGGUCAGUUUGAUGGUUUAGAUAUGCCCAGAAAACCAAUCUGCAUCGGGCGCGUUCACCUGUACUCUGACAUGUGGAAGUUUUUCGACAGAGGAUUGUAUGAAUUUCUAUUCAAAUACAUUUACACGGAAUUAUGUACAAAAACGUCUUCAGGGAUUCGUAAAAUAAUGGCCAGCUUGACCACAUUUGUGUUCAUAUAUGUGUGGCAUGGACUAUACACUUUCGUAAUGAUUUGGUCUAUGCUCAACUGGAUCUGUAUCAUGUUGGAAGGAUUGGUGAAGCAAGUUUUUGGUCAACACAAACAGAUCGCUGCCAUCGUCGGAACACAUGCAUUUAUUCUAUCAGUGCUAUCCAACUUUUUCUUCUUCGCGAGGGAGGAUGUCGGAUACAUCUAUAUUCAUCGAACCUAUUACGAACAUUUAAAUAACUACCUCGCAUUAUACGCCGUGGCGUACUGUUUCUACAGAACAGGAGAGUGGGUCAAAUCAGUCGAAACAAAUCGAAGGGAUUCGAUAAAAAAGUAUUUUUGAAAAAUAUACAUUUUUAUAAGAAAACA